UCAUGUCAGAGUCGUCAGAAUCAAAGAAAAAGAAAUAAAUUCGUGCCUUUGGAUUCAGGAAAAAUAAUAUUACGAAACUAGUGUAAAUUACGUUGUAAAUACAGCAAUUUAACUGUAACAUAACUUUGAAUGUAUUAUUUUGAGCUUAAGUAUGAGUGUCUAUGCAUUUUCGUUUUAAACAAACCGUAUGUUUUGUGACUCGUGUACGGCAGUGAAAAAUCGCAAGUUUAAUUAGUUUCUUUGGUCGAGACCGGGACUGGUUCGAAAAAAAAUUAGGAAGUGGUAAUGCAUGAAGUAUUUCCAGUGUUCCGGAUGCAGAAGAAAAUAAUGCAGUUUGAAUUUCGAAUAGAGAAUAAAACUUUUUUAUGCUAAGCGAUAAAAUUACAUCCGUAAGUCUAUUUUCCUUCCUGUUAUCCUUUCCUUAAUUCAGUAACAUUCCAGAAAAAAAAAGCAAAAAAUAUUUGUUUGCAAUGAAAAUUUCAUUCCAUUUUAAAUUCCCUUUCAAAAAUUCGUAGAUAAUUCAUAUUAAUAAUUAUGGUCAUUAAAAAAAAAGCACCAAAUUAUUGAUCGUGAAUGUAAAAUGAUUCUAAAAUAGUUUUUAAUAAUAUUGUAAUUAAUUUAUAUAAAAAUUAAAUAUAAAUAUCAUAUGAAUGAACAAUUAAAAUGUCUAAAUAUAGUAAUGAUUGAAAAUGCACAACGCAAUUAAUUGUAAUUAAUUAUAUGUAACUAAGUAAAUUAAAUUGAAUAUUUGAAAACUUGAUAAAUGAUUAAUUGAAUUAAAAACAAACCAAAGAAUUAAACUAAGGUUAGGUGACCAUUAAAAAAAAAAAAAAACUACACGCUACAUUAGAACUUUUCCUUCAUCGGCUUAUUUUCAUUAUGUGGUGACUGUUCUUGUCAUGAUGAGUUCCUCUCCCGUCGUUGAGCAUUCCUCCCCUUCCACCACCCCCUCGUCACCAGCUCUGAGGCCCGACAGCGGACACUUUCACUCCUCAACACCAAACUACACCGGCAGGAAGCAUCAAAAUCCACCGUUGAACGUCGUGCUCCCGUCAGCGGCGCCGACAACAACGCCCAUAUACGGCGAACCAACUUUGACUCCGCCGCCGAGGUCACCCGGUGCGGCCGCCGUGACUCCUGCCUCGGGAGAUUCGAGGGCCCAUCCACCGGACGGAACCUCCUCGGAUAAGUCCUCCGAGACCGCUGUAGGGGGCGUUUGUCGGCCGGCCAGCACGGCUCUCUCCAGGAAGGAGAGCUACAAGGCCCAGAGGCAGAACUAUCGUCGUGAAAAGAAGAGAGCCGCCUCAGCUUUGUUGCACUCCAUCGAGGAUCCAUCGGUCGUGGUCCUGGCUGAUUGGCUAAAGGUACGAGGCUCGCUCAAAUCUUGGACCAAACUAUGGUGCGUUCUGAAGCCGGGUCUGCUCUUGCUGUAUAAGAGCCCGAAGGCGAAGAGCAGUCACUGGGUGGGGACGGUGUUGCUGACUUCGUGUCAGGUGAUCGAACGGCCAAGCAAAAAGGACGGCUUCUGCUUUAAGCUCUAUCAUCCGCUGGAGCAGAGUAUCUGGGCGCCGAGGGGGCCUCAUAAUGAGACUAUAGGUGCGGUGAUCCAGCCAUUGCCGACUGCCCACCUGAUCUUCCGGGCCCCGUCCCAGGCCGCGGGACAUUGCUGGCUGGAUGGACUGGAAUUGGCAUUGAGAUGCAGCAAUGCUAUGCUAAGAUGCUCUCGCUCGCGCCCAGAGGAAACUGUCGCAUCCGAAGCCCCGGCCACCAGAACGAACAUCUCCCACGAGGAACUCGAGAAACAUUUCAACGAACAUGAAUUAGCCGGCGUCGGUUCUGACACUGACAGCGAAGGUUCGAGGGGCGGGAUGCCGGAGCCGGUCCACGAGGACCCGACCGCCAGGAAGCAGAGCGUCCUGGCCAGGAUCGAGAGGAGCUACAUCGAAGAUCCGGACAUUGAAAUCGGUGCUGCAGGAGAAUUAGUGGAGGAAGUAGCGGAAGAGAACAAAUCUCUGCUUUGGUUCCUGCUGAAACAGGUCAGGCCCGGCAUGGACCUUUCGAAGGUCGUGCUCCCGACCUUCAUCCUGGAGCCGAGGUCGUUUCUGGACAAGUUAUCCGACAAUUACUAUCACGCUGAUCUUCUAGGCCAGGCCCAAACUCUAGAAGAUCCGUAUCAGAGGUUCAAGAGCGUGCUCCGCUGGUACCUGUCAGGGCUUUACAGAAAACCGAAGGGUCUUAAAAAACCCUACAAUCCAGUUUUGGGCGAGACGUUCCGAUGCUGCUGGAAGCAUAGGCAGCCGGAAUCCUACACUUACUAUGUGGCUGAGCAGGUUUCCCAUCACCCCCCUAUUUCAGCCUUCUACAUUUCGAACAGAAAGGAGGGUUACGUGAUCGAAGGAAGCCUUCUGGCGCGUUCCAAGUUCUAUGGUAAUUCAACGUCGGCCAUAUUGGAGGGGUGCGCCAGGAUCCACUUGCUGAACUGGGGCGAGACCUAUGUGACGACAGCACCGUAUGCCCAUUGCAAGGGUAUCGUUAUAGGAACGCUUAGUAUGGAGUUGGGAGGAAAGGUCCACAUCAUGUGCACCGACACAGGGUACCAAGCUGACGUCGAGUUCAAAUUGAGGUCCUUUUUGGGUGGCUCCGAUCAAACGAACGCCAUCUCCGGACGGAUCAAGAAAGGCAAGGACACAGUGGCCACAGUCGAGGGCUAUUGGGAUGGAAAAAUAGACAUUAAAGACAAGAAAACAGGGGAAGAAUCAAAUCUGUUGGACGUCGGUUUCCUGAAAGAGCAGCGCCUGCCCAGGUACCUGGUGCGGCUGGAGAACCAGCAGGACUACGAGUCGCAGAGGCUCUGGCUGAAGGUCUCGGAGGCGAUACAGAACGAUGAUCAGAUCGCGGCCACGGAACAGAAGACCGUGAUAGAGGAAGCCCAGAGAGCCAGGGCGAGGAACCUGGUUGCUCCGUGGGUGCCGCGUUACUUCCACCGAGCAACCCAAGGCACCGUUCCCGAUGGUAUUGUUGAUCAAGGCUGGAAAUACAAUCACGUGAAUACGAGUCCGUGGCAACCUGACGAGGUGCUGGAAUACGAGGAGGACUUCGUUAUAAGGACGCUCCGCUCGGGGGGCGGAUCCCCCAGGGCGGGACCCGAGACCAGACACCGCGAGCGGGAUCUCUCGCACAGGGCCUCCGACUCUGACAGCCGAGACGAGCUCGCCAGAAGAUCUAAGACUUCUACACGAACCCUGAAACAGACGCUGUAUUCGAUCGACGCGAACCUCAGAGAGCAGAAGCUGGCCAUCAUGAGGCUCUCAAAGGCCGUAGACCUGCUAACCGAGGGUCAGAAGGCGACCAGACCCCAGAGUUUGGGUCGCGUGCCGAGCACGGGACACUCGUGGGAUCUGUUCGGCGGGUUCGUACUGGCGAUGGUGUUGCAAGCGUUGCUCAACUGGAUUUUCUACCAGAAAGACUGAGGUUUAUGGUAGGUUUCCUUUUUUGUUCUUUUUUUUUACUAUCGUUCCCCGCUUACACUUUUCAGUGGUGUUUUCGUUAAAAUAUAAAAUAUUAUUGUCUGUUUAGAACAGUUUAAUAUAUUCUUUCGUCUUUUUUUUUGUUUUAAUGCAAUAAUUUAAUGGCGCCGAGCAUAGACUAUAAACAAAAGGUAUAUUAAAAAAUUGUGUAUAUACAUUUAAAUUAAAUCCGCUUUAGUAUUGUUUUUUUUUACAUUUUUCAAAGCAUAUAUCUAAAGAAAGCGUUAAUUAAUAAUUACCCGCGUAUAUUUUAUAACCGAAAAAUGAACCAUACAAUUAGUAUGUUAAGGUCGAGAAUUACAGUUCUUCAAACGAUGCCUAACGAUAUUUAUUGACACCUACCUCAUUUUCGGUAGAAUCUUCUACACAAAAUACUCCGUGAUAAUGGCUUCAUUAAAAUUUGAAGUUCGCCUGCGCCUUACGUAAAUACAAUUGGGAGAUCUUUAGAUUGUAUUUUAAUUAUUAAAUCAGCCAUAAAAAACAUACAGACUUUUUGUUGUCACCUAAAUUUUCUACGUAGCCAGAUUAUCUGACUUUUGAGUCAUCUGACAUCUCAAAGUUUUGGCAUUUGAAAAUAUAUGAAAGAAAAAAAAAACAAUAUCGAGAGGCUAAUGACUAUUUGAUUUAAGAGAUAAUUCGUUUAAUACGCGACAUUUAUCUUUGUAAUUAAAGGUGCAUUUUAUUUGUUAUUAGUUGGAUCAACAUUUCCAUGUUUUUAAUUGAACUUCAAUUAAGUUUAUUGAAAUAGCUGAAGAAGUUUUUUUUUUCUUAUGAUAUUUUUUCCAAAUGUUUAACUUUUAAAUGGAUCUCCUGAUAAUUUGCUAAAAAUUCGCUUAAACCAAAUAGCUGCUCGCCCUUCGAUAUAAUGUUAUAGUCCGUCCGCUGUAAGGAUGUGCUCUUGAUGGAUUUAGCUUCGAGUUGACAUCGAAAUUGCCUUAUACACAAAUUUAUGUUGGUUCGUGUGUCCUAGUAUGGUUCGUUCGCAUUUUUCCGGCAGCCGGACUAUAUGUCCGGUUUUUUUUUUAUUUAUGCAAAGAGAACAUUCUCUUGGUUUUAUUAAAUUAUAAAUACAGAUUGUAUUUGAAUUGCUGCUGCUUAUUCGAAUUUUACGAGCUGUCAAUUUAAUAUAAUAUGUCAUUUGUCAUCGUGACAUCGGUACCGUAGUGUUGCAAUAAGUCGGAAAUAAAUUACAUUGAUUUAUAAAUGCCUUUCGUUUUUAUCAUUCAGCUCAUAUUAUUACAAUGUUUAAAAUCACUAAAAUCAAAAUGUUGUAUUUAAUUAAUUAUUUUUCUUUUAAAAUCGAAUCACGAUUUAACUAUUUCCGAUUCGAUAGUAAAAUUAAUAAUAAUUAAUGAAGUAAUAAAAUUAAACGUAAUCACAUAUUCUCUAGAAAUGUCUAUAGUAUUUUCUUUGUUAAAUCUUGCAAUUAACAAAAGCAAUUGAAAUAAGAUAAUAUUAUGAAUUGCAUUCGUAUAGAAACUUGUUUUAUUCACUUCAAAUAUAUACAUAUUAUAUAUCACCUACGUCAAUGCGUUCUAAUGUAAGUUUCUUUAACAAUUUUUUUUUAUGUCAUUCUAAAUUAAUUGAAUACGGUGUGAGAAUGGCUUAAUUACGGAUUCGAUUUUUAUUAAAUAUUUUCUAUGAGUUUUUUGUUACCACAUAACUGUAACAGUGAAAUAGUAAGAAAAGUUCGUCGAAAAGGUUUUUUAUAAAAAACAUUUAAGACAUAUUUAACUUUAUAAAUAAAAAUGCUUUACAAAAUAAUUAAUAUCUGAAUCAUUCAAAAUAUAUAUAUUUUUAUAACAUACAUUCAUAAAUUUUUUUAAAGAUCGGACUCGUUUUAGCGCCGUUGACGUUUGACAUAUUAUUUUGACAUUUGACAAGCUGUUAUAUGACAUGGACGUUUUUUUGUUGUUUUUUUUUUUCGUGUUACAAUGUAAUCACGGAAUAUGCUCUCCACUGUACGUAAUCGAAAAACUUUUCUCCAACAAAACAGAUCUUAGGUUUGAUUUGCAAUAGUUUAAUGUCUCACAAACGAUUUCAACGAAGCUCAGAUCAGUCGCAUUCAUGAAAACUAAUUAUUUUGAAACGAAAAUUUUGAGUAGUUGGUAAAUUGUUUUUUUUUUUAACAUAAUAAGAUGGCGGUUUUUUUUUUUAAAUAUGGUAUACGUCAAAACAUUGCCUAAGAAUAUGUAUUAAAUAGUUUAAAAUGUAAAUUAUGUUUAAUUGUCAACGCGUAUAAUGUUGUCAGGGCUGCGAAAAGUCUACUAAAAUGGAAGAUAAGAAUUUCCAAUCGUUUUUAUUCUACGUUUUGCCAUUUUGUCAAUGAGUAUUAUUGUCUAUUUUAGUUUUAAUUCGAUGAUAAGGGAAUUAUUAUAAGGGAAUAUAUAAAAAAUUGUAAGUAUGAUGAGUACGUCGUAAAUAUAAAUAUAUAAAAAAACCACAUAAAAUUCCUUUUAUACAAUAAUGUUUUAAACGUUAAUUUUAUUUUAUUUUUAAAUAAAUUCCAAGUUAAUUUAAUAAUUUUUAUGUAGAACUAUAAUUUUAAUUAUCGAAAUAUUAUUGUUUACGUAGUUGAUCGCUUAGAGUUAUUAGAAUGUUGAUAUUUUAUUGUUUAAUCCAGUGAUUGAAUAAAGUAAAUUAUUCUGAAUAUAAAA
This is a messenger RNA of Bombyx mori (domestic silkworm), 6184 nucleotides long. RefSeq names its product oxysterol-binding protein-related protein 8 (gene Orp8). Gene Ontology annotation, molecular function: cholesterol binding. The transcript is spliced from 21 exons. NCBI's taxonomy places the organism in Eukaryota, Metazoa, Arthropoda, Insecta, Lepidoptera, Bombycidae. Gene Ontology annotation, cellular component: membrane; intracellular membrane-bounded organelle; cytosol. The record is from RefSeq and is a predicted model, not a curated record. The coding region runs from base 900 to 3470 and encodes 856 amino acids.